Paramormyrops kingsleyae is the source of this 4016-nucleotide messenger RNA. It is a transcript of the gene l3mbtl3, whose product is annotated as L3MBTL histone methyl-lysine binding protein 3. Gene Ontology annotation, molecular function: zinc ion binding; histone binding; chromatin binding. Lineage: Eukaryota; Metazoa; Chordata; Actinopteri; Osteoglossiformes; Mormyridae. Gene Ontology annotation, cellular component: nucleus. The record is from RefSeq and is a predicted model, not a curated record. Gene Ontology annotation, biological process: negative regulation of DNA-templated transcription.
GUUUCGUGCGGCUAUUACAGUGGCAUUUCCUUUACUUGUGUAGCAAGCUGAACAUUUUAUUUUUAGUAACAAAAUGGUAACCGUGCUGGUUUUUAUUAUACAUUUCAUUCUGCUCCCGGUACAGUUGCGUCGCACUUUCAUCCGCCCGCCGCCCCGAUCGCUUAUAAGGGUAAAACUGUGCGGCGAUCGGUGCUUACAAGCCUAAACAUUAUUUUUUUGGGGGAAUGUAGCAGCUAAAAAACUUUCGAUGUGUGGCAUCAUGUGUCUCGGUGUGUAGCUAGAGCACCCCUGCAAGCUCUCGCCCGGCUCUGCUCAUGCGCAUUGUCUGCUGCCUGGUCAAUUUGUCAGUACUCGUGGGAGAAUUUGGAAAUAAUACCAGGUCCAGCGGCUGAGAAACAGCAGGAACUGGGCGCUAGUCAAGCGAGCGAGACAAAAAUAUUUCAAUCACCAUUUCCUUCCAAUCUGUCUGAUAUGGAAGAAUCGGCUGCCAGACCUGGCUGCCCUGAAUUCGACGUCUACGGAGCCAUGGACUGGACAGACGGAGUCGGAACUCUGCCCGGCAGCGAGCUGAAGUUUCGUGUGAAUGAGUUCGGCGUGUUGGAGGUCAUCACCGAAGAUGCAGAACCCGAGGGCAUUAAGAAGGCUCAUGCCACCACCACCUGGGCCAUCCCUACUGCUCAGGAAGCGUUUUCAGCCUCCGCCCCAGGGAAGGAGGGGGGCCCAGAGCUGCCGUGGGCAAGGCCAGGCCUGGUGUGUGUCCGCUGCCACAGAAAGGGCUCCUCCGUGGACUUCCUGGCCGACGGACGACACUGCAGCGAAAGGUGUCUCCGGCAAGACCAGCAGGAGGAAAAGGACACAGCCAGCACCAACGGCGAGGCCGUCAGCGUUGGGCGAAAGCGGUGUGUGGCGUCACGUGGGAUCCCGGCCGAGGAGAUGGAGAUUGCGGCGGACGGCCAGGACGACGACGAGGACUACGAAGAGAAAGCAGACAGGAAGACGGCACGAGGGCCGAACAGGGGUCGGCGAAAAAGGAGGGGGGAUGCAGCCUUACUGAAACACACUGUCCCGUACGGGGGGAAGAGAAAGGUGUGGUGUUGGGCCUCUUACCUGGAGCGGAUGAAAGCCACUGCUGCCCCCAGCAAACUGUUUAAGGAGCACCAGUCGUUCCCACAGAAUAAGAACAGCUUCCGCGUCGGGAUGAAGCUGGAGGGCGUGGACCCGGAACACCCUUCCAUGUACUGCGUGCUGACAGUGGCAGAGGUCUCAGGCCACAGAAUCCGACUGCACUUUGAUAAAUAUUCCGACUGCUAUGACUUCUGGGUAUAUUCAAAUUCUCCUGACAUUCACCCAAUUGGAUGGUGUGAGAAGACGGGACACAAGCUGAACUCCCCAAAAGGUAUGAAAGAGGAGGAGUUCAGCUGGCCAUCUUACAUCAAACUGUGCAAGGCCCAGGCCGCGCCCAAAGCCCUGUUUGAGAACCAGAACACGACCGUCACCCCUUCAGGAUUUCGAAUCGGAAUGAAACUGGAAGCCGUCAACAAGAAAAACCCCGCUUUGAUCUGCGUUGCCACAGUAACGGACAUGGUGGAUAGCAGGUUUUUGGUGCACUUCGAUAACUGGGAUGAGAGCUAUGACUACUGGUGUGAUGCCACAAGCCCUUACAUUCACCCGGUCAACUGGUGUCAGAAGAAUGGAAAGGUCCUGACCACGCCUCCAGGUUACCAGAAUGCGAAGGGUUUCUCCUGGGAGAGGUACCUGGAGGACACCAGCUCACUGCCCGCCCCGGCCAGGGCCUUCAAAGCGAAGCCAGCCCACAGCUUCCAGAAGGGCAUGAAGCUGGAGGCAGUGGACAAGAGGAACACCAUGCUCAUCAGGGUCGUCACCGUGGUGGACACCAACGACCACAGGAUAAAGGUCCACUUUGACGGCUGGACCGACGAGUACGACUACUGGGUGGACGCUGACAGCCCGGACAUCCACCCCGCCGGGUGGUGUGCCAAGACAGGUCACCCCCUCCAGCCCCCCAUUUGCCCCCAGGAGCUGCAGAGUGUCUGCCCCACUCCAGGAUGCAAGGGCAUGGGCCAUAUCAAAGGGGCACGCUACUCCGGCCACCACAGUGCUGUGGGAUGCCCGUAUUCCGACAUUAACAUCAACAAGGACUCGGUGCUGCCCGACCGGCUCAGCGGCGAGAUGCCCGGCUCGGGUUCGAUGGCGGCCCGGCCCAGAAGGGUGGACGGGAGCCCGGACACAGCGGGCGGCGUGACCGACAAGCCCCCGGCCCCCAGCGAAGCGAAGGACCCAGAGGUGGCCGUCUCCGAGCCCGCGCCCGCGCCCAAGAAGCCCGUCACCGGCGAGCCGAAAAGGAGGGUGGGACGGCCUUGCAAGCAGAGAAAAGUGGAGGAGGUACAGGAGGAAGAGGAAGUUGAGAGCGAAGUGUCCUCCAUAAUGGAAACCAAAGAGCUCACCCUCCAGCAGGCUCUGCACCAGUCAGUCUUCAUGCCCUGCGCCUCGCCCGCCCCCAACGUGCCCCUCUGCUGGGACAAGCACAGCAAGCUGCUGCCCACCGUGGCCGGGAUCACGGCCAGCAAGGUGGCUGAGUGGACCGUCGAGCAGGUGACGCAGUUCAUCCAGGGCCUGCCAGGGUGUAAGGAGCACGUGCGCACAUUCAAGGAAGAGCAAAUCGAUGGAGAGGCAUUUCUGCUGCUGACGCAGGUGGACCUGGUAAAAAUCAUGUGCAUCAAGCUGGGGCCUGCCUUAAAGAUCUACAACUCUAUCCUGAUGUUCAAGACCGCCGAGGACUCUUACAAUGAGCUCUAAUGUGGACGAGGAGCCGGGCGACAGCCAAGUUUGAAGCACAAACUUCUCUAAGGAAGUCUUAUCUCAUGCAACCUAAAUGCACAUGAAUUCAAAUCAAUUGCACAGAUUAUUUUUAUUUUCAAGUUUUUUUUUUCUAGAACAAACAGAUCUUUGGGUCCUGAUGACAGCCAUAAUAAGCAUGUGGAGGAUUUCCUAAGAACAUUUCAUGCCACAUCAGUUUUCAAAAUUAUGUUUUGAUUUUGGCAUAAAAUAAAUUCAUAACCAUGUCUACUGAUGAGUUUUGUAAAUAUUAUCAGGGUUACUAGGGUACUUUUCUGAGAACUAUACCGUUAAAAUGUUGGUUUAUUUUGCUAUAAUUUAAUUCAGAAGCAUAGUCAGUCGCAAAGAUCUUUGUCUCAACAGGUACAACCAGACUUAAUCCCUAAAUCAGGGUCUUACUCAAAUUGCGACUGUCAGCCUUAGAUAGUGUCUUUCAAAUUAAAGAUUUCAUGUGUUGAAUCUAGCUGAACCACUUCUUGUGGACUCCCAGACCACGCUGUAAGAAAACAUCGAAAUGCCGUGAUUACCUAGCAGAAUAAAGAGUAAAGCGUGAAUUAUUUUGACCAUAACUGCCCCCUCAAUCUGCUUUAGUGCUGUGGAAGGCAAAUCAUUACUUAAAUUAACAUGUGAAGUAUUUUAUUUUGACUUUCACACUCAUAACACUAGGUUCCAAUAAAUCUUGGCCAAUGCAAAAGUGAGUUAAUUUUCUGCUUAAAAGCUUUAAGUAGCUCCAGAAAGCUUUUAAUGCUCUUCCAAGUGACUGCUUUACUUUAGCACAUGCUGAGAAGACCAUAAUAAGGUCCGUGUUUUAUUUAUAAUUUAUCAACUUCGUCUGUUUACAGAAUCGCAUAAACACAUAAACAGUAAUAUGCAAGUUUCUUUGUCAAGUGUGGUCGAGCGAAACAUUAUGGGAGCAAAACAAGGACAGGAGGGAGAGGUAUUUUCCAGGGUUACAUUUGUAAAGGGUAUACCGUUAUUUAUUUAUUUAACAAUGGUGUUUCCCAGUGCAUUUCGGAUGAAUGCAAUGUGUAUGAAAUUGUGACGUGAACGUGGAAAAAAAGCCCUAUUUGUUUCGAUGCCUGUGACGAGUGCGUGCGCUCACUCAAGCCUUUAUCUGUGACUUGUCGAUACGCAAAUAAACUUGUCAAUUAUUGGUCUUA